UCUAGACGCUGUUCUAUAGCGAUCCAGCCAUUUCCCCACAUAAAUAUCAUACACACCAGCCUCUGGCAGAGGAAGGCACAUUUGGAAGACUGGAGAAGGGGAGGAGGAGGUUGGGGUCACUGUCUCGGGAUUCAGGGCUCUGAGUCCCUAGGCCACAGGGGCCAGAAGGGACACAUCCAUGUGCAGCUCCAGCUAUCAGCUGGCUAGCUGUGCCGGGCCAGCUCACCUCUGGAGCCCCAUUGUGCCCAUGUGGAGCUUUGUCUCGGAAAGGAGCCCGUGUCGGGUCCCAGUCUUUGCUGGAGGCCAGGACUUCCAGGGACCAAUCCCUCAUGGAAUGGGACUCCCGGUGGGGUGGGGUCCACCCCUCACAUUCUCUCUUUCUCCAGGUAAUCUACACCAUGACAGAGUGUGGGAAUGGGGGGUUUCACUAGCUGGGGGUAGCCUCGUGCGGGAAGUGGGAUUUGAGUUGGACCAGAGUGUGGCCCCUCAGAGGCAGAAGAAUGCAAGUGAAGGGCAGCGGGGAUGCAUGGGGUGGGGGGUGCAGAUUCAGACAGUCCAUAGCAGAUUCUAGCCGGUAGAGGAGUUCUUUUGCUAGAUCCCUGACAGGUAUCUGACCUGCAGCUUGCACAUCUCCUAUGACAGAGAGCUCAUCACUUCCUAAGCAGCGCUAACCACAUGAGCACAUACUUUCUCAGGGAGGACAACCUCGGCCGUAGUUCUGUCUGCAAACAUCUGUUCCAUCCUUCUCUUGUCAGCCUGUCAGAGGCUUAAUGCUAGGCAUCUUCCCUCCCCUCUGGCUGCUUUUCUCCUGCCAACCAGUCCCAGCUCUUUGUGAGAGGUGGUUUCUAGACCUGGAGUUUUAUUCCUGGCAUACUGUAAUUUGGGGUUGGCAAAUAGAGUUUUGCCACGAGCCAGCUGGGGUCAGGCAUGAGGAGAUCUGCAGGAGGGAAUCUGUGAUCAAUUAGCAAUGUCUGCCACAGACAAACGAGGAGAAGCAAGCGGUUUGUGCCCAGACGCGGUCCUCUGCUGUGAUCUGACACCUGUAGUGGACAGCCAGGCUGCUUUUGCUUCUGGCUUUAUAUUCAUGUUAGCGACUGGCUUCCCAGCUGUGUCACUGCAUCAGCUCAUGUUAAGCUCAUGGUCGGCCAGACAAACCUUGUCUUUUUUCAUAAGAACAGCCAUCAAACCAGAAUCUUCCCCAGAGCUUGACAUUGUUUCCAUUAUAUGGAUAUAUAAGUAAUUUAAAUCAAUCCCUUGUUGACGGGCAUUUAGAUUAUUUCCAAACUUUUAUAAUUAGAAACAACACUGCAGUGAAAUUCCUUUCAUUUACCGCUUUGCAGAUUCGCUCAUUUCCUUAGCGUGAAUCUCUAGGAGAGGGAUUACCAGACCAGGAGCACCUUCUGAGAGUGCUGGGCAGCAGCCUCCUAACUGUCGUAGAAUGUUCCAGAAAUUCUAAACUGCCAGGGACUGUCAGCCACUUGGAACAGGUGCCAGCCCCACUCCUUGAUUUGCAUAUGACCCAGGUGUCUAGGAGAGAUCCCCGAUGCCAUUGUGCAGUUGAGGACCCACUCCAGGGUGUUCAGGCCUGGCUGAUGGACGCAGGUUGUAGCAGAAGCUUCCCAAAGGCAGCUGACCCGGGUGGUGAGAUGUUGUGCUCUGGUGCAGAAAUCACCGUGGCAAAGAAAUGGUGUGCAGGGUGGGCUGCUGGUGCAGGAGGCAGGGGAGGGAAGAGGGGGUUGGGGCAGCAGAGGAUGGAGGCCAGGGGCUGGGCCUGAUGGUUCCCUGACCCCCAAUCCCUGCUAUGUCAAGCGUGGCCGUCAUAUAAAGCAAAGGUCUCCGUCCCUAGGGCAACCUGCUGUGGGAAGGGAGAGGAUGACUGUUCUGUUCACACUGGACAACCCUCCUCCUCCCCCAGGAAGGAACUGGGGGCAGAGCUGAGUACUAACCAGAACCGAGGGGCCCGUGAGUUUCAGUGCGUUGCUAUAAGUAAAGUAGCUUUACGGGUUCCGUCAGAGGAUGUUCAAGUGGAAUUUGAUAGCUGUUUCCAUCUAGUACUCUGAAAAACUUAUACCAACUUAGAUGUUCUGAGAGUGGCUAUUGGCCAUACUCGUCACCAUGGGGCAUUUUCACUUGAAAAAAAGUUACCUUUCUGUUCACCAGCUGUUUGGCUCAGAUUAAGAAAGGAGUCUCUUUUCGUGUCGAAUAGUGUGUGGCUUCUGAUCGUCCUCGGGCUCAGGGUGGGUUGUUGCGCUGCAUACGUACUUUCACGCAGUGCUCACUUAUGUAUCAGAGGACUUUGUCGGUGGUGGGGCCAUGCUGGUUGCGGUAGGAUGGCCUGGCCAAUUCUUUUCUUACCAGGAUGGUCUGGGGUUGUUUUUGAUUUUGGUGCCGUGGAAGCAUUGCCACAUUGCACGAGUCGAGAGGAUACCAUUCAGGUAGAUUCAGCAGGACUGGGUGACAGAUUGAGUGGGACGGGGGUGGGGGCUGGCUGUGGGGAAGGGCCUGAUGUGAUGACGACACCCAGGACCCUGACUCGUGUCACUGUGUGACGGUGGAGAAAGAGCAUGAGUUUGGUUUGGGGCACCCACGAUGUCUGGCAGGAAUGAUGUGAGAAACUAUGUUCCGGGACCUGGCUCCCAGCAGGCCUGGGGAAAUGCCUUCUCUCCUUUGGCAAGUAUUUACUGAGCACUGUUACCUGGGCACACGGGUUGGCAUUUGGGGAACAUCAGCAAGCAAAACAGACAAAUUGCCCCCACUCUCUUACAGCUUAUACACUGAUGUCCGAGACAGACGACAAACCAAAAAACUAGAUAAAUGCAUUAUACAGUGUGUUUUGAAGUAAUGAUUGUCACCAAAGGAAAAAACAAAAGAGAAGAAAGGGACCAGUAAUCUGGGGGUGGGAGUGGAGAGAGAGCGAUGAUUUUUAAAUCUGGUGCUAGCAGAGAUCUGGGGGAGAGUGUUCCAGGCAGAGAGAACAGCCAGUGCAAAGGCCCUGAGGCAGGAGGAUGCCUGACCCCUUUGAGCAGAGAGGAAGUCCGUGAAUCAGGAAGUCAGAAUGAGCAAGGAGAGGAGCUAAGAUGAGAGCAGCUGAGGUCAGGCCUUCAAGGACAUUGCAAGGACAGCGUCUUCUAAGUGUAAUGGGGAUCAAGGGAAGCACUUGAUCUUAUGUUUUAUCAGAGUCACUGUGGCAGCCAUGGGGAGAAGAGAGGCAGGGGGACCACCGAGGAGGCUGUUGUGAUAAUCCAGGGAGCAGUGAUGGUGGCCUGGACCAUCUGCUGAGAAGGGAGCAGAGCCUGGGUGUGUACGGAAGGUAGGGCUGAUGGGGGGAGGCUGCAGCUGCCUCAUGGUGAAGAGAAAGGCUGCGAGUGACCGUCAGACCCCUUCCCUUGGCUGUGAGGGGAGGCUUGGCCCUCUCUCCUGAGCAUGUUCUGGAACCUGCUGCCUUAAGACAGUGGGAGCCAGGUAAUGCCCAGAGCAAGGAUCCUGGGCUGGCAUAGCCCCAGGAAGUGCCGCAUCCCUGUCAGGUCACCACCCAUAGACAUCCUGCCCCUGCCCCCAGCCUUCGAGGCAGCCAGGCCCUUCCCCGGCUACUGAGCCACAUACGGCCCUUGAGACCAGAGGCUUGUCGCCUGCUUCUCUUUCCUCGGCCCCUUCUGCCCCAAACCACAGCCAACCGGGGAAUGAAGACAGCCUCUCACAUUCACAGACUCAUCGCCACUGCUGCCAGUAAGAAUGCCCCUUUGCCUGUUCACCGUUGCUUUGAGGCCCGGUGAGCAAGGCCCAGGGAAAGGGUUGAAUCCCCCGCAGACACGAAAGGUGGCCACUGCCUUAUCCUGGGGCGUGUCAAGGCCCACCCCUCCCUGACGGAGCCACCAUGAGGCACAGAAGGGCUUCCUGCUCUGGGGACCUGCAGAGAGCCCGCCCCUUCAAUCUCCCCGUGUUUCUGGAAACCCGGGGUUGUGAGACUCUUUUAAAACCUUAUGAGCAGGGCCCCAGCUGCUUGUCCUCGAGGAUGAGAUUUUGUCUCCUGUCAGCCUCUUGCUCGGAAAAACAGACUCUGCCCCCGAAUGAAGCAUUUCCAGUAGGGGGGAUGUAUGUGUAGAAAUAAUUCCUUGCAAGGCGCUCGGAGGCUGCACGAAAAGGGCAAGGCAGGAAGGCGUGUGGGGGCCAGAGCAAAGGCAGGCGCUCUGGCUCAUCUGUCCGUGGAUAGGCUUGCUCGCCUGUAAGCUGGGGAUCGACCACCUACGAGUCUAAUAGGGGGAUUCCUUCUCUCUUCCAUGCAACUAUUGAUCAAGGCACCGAGUAUUUAUUGUGAGGCACUGUUCAAAGCUAUGUCAAUAGAAUAGGGGAAUUUUAACUUUUGUUAGACCCCACCCUACUCCCCCACCCAGUGCACACAAAUGGGGCCCAGAGGAAACAGCCGUUGGGUAACUGUGACGUCAGGAGUCUUGAAGGGUGAUAUUCCUCUGACACCUUAAGAGGGUCUAGUCCAUCCACAUUGAUAAUGGAUGGGGAGGCAGGCCUGGAAGUGAAGGAUGACCCUCCCUGAUUUAGAGCUACAUCAAGGCAAAGUACCCAGACCUCUUCCCCAAGGAAGGACCUUUGCCACACUUUAGCCUCUGGGGAGCAGGAUGGGAUGUCCUUUGUCACAGGACACCCACCGCAUGUCCCCAGAGGCCGGAGCCAGUUGGUGGAGCGGAAGUCCUGUACUAUUCUUGACCUACAAGUUGGAAAGCAAGUGCAGGGAUUUGCAGCCCAUCCCUGGCUCGGGGCAGAACUGGAACCAAAGGGCAGGCUGUUUCCCUCUGCCCCUACUCCGAGUCUGUCGUCCCCAGGAGUCCGUGAACAGUCACCUUCUAUACUGGCAGGGAGCCCUGCCAGGCCCUGUGAUGUGUGGGGACAAUGUAGCAGAGCUGGGCGGGGGAAGACCAUUUGGCCCCGGGGAUGUUGCGUGUGGGGUGCUCCCUUUGGUCUGAAGACAGAACCCCUGAGGAAGGACUGCAGCUUGAGAGGGGGUGCUGUAUUCCCUUCUCUCUGCUGGGCCCCUUCCAGAGAGACCCUUGCCCUGGACCCAGGGAUCAGAGAGCCUUCAAAGGUUGACUGAUGUCUUGCAGGGACAGGGAAAUGGCAAGGCUUGACCAGAGAGGCUACCGGAAACCGUGUGAGAAACAACCUUGUCUCCUUGUCCUAUGCUGAAAGGUAGUCUGCAGAAGGAACCAAUGUCUGUUUUCUGAGUUCACGAAUUUGGGAUGAGCCACCCCCUCUCUGUCCCCACAGUCUGGUGCUUGGAAUGUUGAGAGGGAUGAGGGGUGGUGAGGUGGAGGGGUGUGCCCGGGCUUGGAAUCCAGCCAACUUAGGUGCUGACCCCCGGACUCACCCACUCACUACCUGUGCAACCGCAGGUAGGUACCCGUACUUCUGUGGGCCUCAGUUUCCCCACCUGGAAACAGUGAGUUAAUAACUCUUUGCAGACUGGUUUUAAGAUUUAGAGAAAAUACGGGGCGCCUGGUGGUUCAGUUGGUUAAGCGUCCAACUUCAGCUCAGGUCACGAUCUCACAGUCUGUGAGUUCGAGCCCCGCGUCAGGCUCUGUGCUAGCAGCUCAGAGCCUGGAGCCUGCUUCAGAUUCUGUGUGUGUCUCUCUCUCUGCCCCUCCCCUGCUCAUGCUCUGUUUCUGUGUGUCUCAAAAAUAAAUAAAAACAUUAAAAAAAUUAAAAAAAAAAGAUUUAGAGAAAAUAUAUGUAUGACACUGUAUUCAUUUCCAAGCUUGCCAUAACACCACAGACUGGUAUUUAUAAAUAAAUGGUAACAUUUGUUUUCUCACUGUUCCGGAGGGAGGCCGGAAGUCCUGUAUGUUAGUGUCAUUAAGGUCUCUCUCCUUGGUGGCCACCUUCUCCUUGUGUCCUCACAUGGUCAUCCCUCUGUGCAUGUCUGACUCCUAAUCUCCUCUUAGAAGGACACCAGUCGUGUUGGAUUAGGACCCUAAUAGACCUCACUGUAAUUUACCUCUUUGAAGAUCCCAUCUCUUAACACACAUUCUCAAGUGCUGGGGUUAGGACUUCAAGAUAUAAAUUCUGGGCGGGGACACGAUUCAGCCCAUAACAAAUGUUACAGUGCCUGAUGCCCAAGUAGGUGUGGAGAGAAGAGUCACUUUUGUUAAUUUUUAUUUAAAAAAAUAAGAACAAAAAGUACAAAAAUCCGUGGUUGACUCAAUCCAUGUGGUGGGAUUGAGGCAGAGAAGGUGACCGGAGUCAUUGAGGGGGUCAGUAAAUAUUCACUGACCACCUACUGUGUGCCAGGCCCCACUCUGGGCACUGGGGUUCAUCACUGCGUGUAGUGGGUCAAACCUCUGUCCUCACGAGCUGACACGCUCAUGUAGGAGAUGGACAAUAAGCAAAAUCAGUAAAGUGUGUUGGAUGCUUAAACGGUGUUGCAGGGGAUGCGGGGUGGGGGUGGGGGCUGCCUCUUGGCUGCAGCCCCCUCCCACCUCCUGGCUCCCUGUCAGGCCCCGGGGUCUUGUCUCCCACUCACAGGAGGCCUCUCUCCUCUCUCUGUCCCCUGCAGCGUGGAGGGCGAGGCCCCCAGCAGCGAGACCGGCACGUCCCUGGACAGCCCGUCGGCCUACCAGGGCCCUCUAGCACCUGGUUCCAGCCUGAGCCCGGACCACUACGAGCACACGUCGGUGGGAGCCUAUGGGCUGUACGCGGGCCCGCCGGGGCAACAGCAGCGCACACGGAGGCCCAAGCUGCAGCACUCGACCUCCAUCCUGCGCAAGCAGGCCGAGGAGGAGGCCAUCAAGCGCUCGCGGUCACUCUCUGAGAGCUAUGAGCUCUCCUCGGACCUGCAGGACAAGCAGGUGGAGAUGCUAGAACGCAAGUAUGGAGGCCGCCUUGUGACCCGCCAUGCGGCCCGCACCAUCCAGACGGCCUUCCGCCAGUACCAGAUGAACAAGAACUUCGAGCGCCUGCGCAGCUCCAUGUCGGAGAACCGCAUGUCGCGCCGGAUCGUGCUGUCCAACAUGAGGAUGCAGUUCUCCUUCGAGGGUCCUGAGAAGGUGCACAGCUCCUACUUCGAGGGGAAGCAGGUCUCGGUGACGGACGACGGCUCGCAGCUGGGGGCCCUGGUGCCGUCGGAGCGCGGCGACCUCGGCGAGCCGCCCGCCCUCAAGUCUCCCGCCCCAUCCAGCGACUUCGCGGACGCCAUCACGGAGCUGGAGGACGCCUUCUCCCGGCAGGUAAAAUCGCUGGCAGAGUCCAUCGACGACGCCCUCCACUGCCGCAGCCUGCACUCGGGGGAGGCGCCAGCUGCCGACACGGGGCGGGCCCGGGAUGCCGAGCCCAAGCCGGCCCUGCACGGCGCCGACCACCACAAACUGGACGAGAUGACGGCCUCGUACAGCGACGUCACCCUGUACAUCGAUGAGGAGGAGCUGUCGCCCCCCCUGCCCCUCUCACAGGCCGGGCACCGGCCGCCCAGCGCCGAGUCAGACCCGCGGCUGCGGGCCGGGGGCGCCUCGCAGGACUACUGGGCGCUGGCCCACAAAGACGACAAGGGGGACACGGACACGAGCUGCCGGAGCACGCCGUCGCUCGAGCGGCAAGAGCAGCGGCUGCGCAUGGAGCACCUCCCGCUGCUCACCAUCGAGCCGCCCAGCGACAGCUCCGUGGACCUCAGCGACCGCUCGGACCGCGGCUCGCUCAAGAGGCAGAGCGCCUAUGAACGCGGCCUGGGCGGGCCACAGGGCAGCCCCAAGCACGGCCCCCUGGGCGGCCCCCCGAAGAGCCUUCCCCGGGAGGAGCCCGAGUUGCGGCCCCGGCCCCCCCGGCCCCUGGACAGCCACCUGGCCAUCAACGGCUCGGCCAACAGGCAGAGCAGGUCCGAGUCUGACUACUCGGACGGGGACAACGACAGCAUCAACAGCACGUCCAACUCCAACGACACCAUCAACUGCAGCUCUGAAUCGUCGUCCCGUGACAGCCUGCGGGAGCAGACGCUCAGCAAGCAGACCUACCACAAGGAGACCCGCAACAGCUGGGACUCCCCGGCCUUCAGCAACGAUGUCAUCCGCAAGAGGCACUAUCGCAUUGGCCUCAAUCUCUUCAACAAGUGAGUGCCUGCCAGCCCUGCGGGAGCGUGGGGCAGGCCUUCCUCUCGUGCCCCGGGGCCUUUGCACGCACCUGUGGUUUAAAAAUGAGCAUGCGUGAGGCCGUGACACUGCGCUAAUGGCACCUACAGCAGCACCUGGCACAGCCAAUGCUGUCGUAGAGGAGAUUGGAGCCCGGUGAGCGGUGGG
Molecule: messenger RNA, 8291 nt
Organism: Panthera uncia (snow leopard)
Lineage: Eukaryota; Metazoa; Chordata; Mammalia; Carnivora; Felidae
Gene: IQSEC1
Product: IQ motif and Sec7 domain ArfGEF 1
Exons: 2
Coding region: 6438-8108 (556 amino acids)
Biological process (GO): actin cytoskeleton organization
Molecular function (GO): protein binding
Source: RefSeq, a predicted model, not a curated record